UGUAUAGUCACACCAAACUCUGUAAAUCCCAAACAGAGAUGACCACGAAUCUUCAGAAAUGGAGAGUCCCACUGAGCCUCCUCCGUCGCUACGACGGCGUUUCGGCUCACAACGCCCGGCGUCUAUUGCACGAUGGACCUGACACCGUGGAGGAGCUCCUAGACAGACACGUGGUGAAGAAAGAGAAACACCUGGACGACGAAGAGGAGGAGCUGCUGAAUCGGCGGCGACUGACUACCACGCGCCGGGAGGCGCUGUGUCUUUAUCGAGACAUUCUCAGGGCGACGCGGUUCUUCAUGUGGACGGACUCUCGGGGAGUGCUUUGGCGAGAUGUGCUGAGAGAGAACGCGAGGAAGGAGUUCGAGGAGGCCCGGUUCGAAACGGAUCCGGAAGUUGUGACCCGAUUGCUGAUCGGAGGGCACGAUGCUGUGCAGUCGGCGUUAGAUAAGCUCGCCGAGAAGCAGCGGCAGCAGAUUCAGAAGGAGCGAGGCCGCGGUGGAGAUCAACAGUAGACGAUGCAGGGCGGGUGCUCCAUUGCAGACCAUCCUUUCUCCAUUCCACAGCUUCUCGUUAGCAUAAGUUUGGAAAGCAUCAAAGCAACUUCGUUCCCAAUGUUCUUCUUCUUCUAUGUUCUCCCUGGUGCAGCAGAAGUUGGAAGUUUGCCACAAGUUUCAUUCUUUGCUUUCAGCCUAGGUGUAGAUAGCAUCAAAGCAACUUCAUUCCCAAUGGCUUUAUCAACUUUGGAUUGAAGAUGCAGUGUGGGUGUUCCAUUGUUGACCAUCCUUUCUCCAUUCCACAGCUUCUUCUCAGCAUAAGUUUAGAAAGCAUCAAAGCAACUCUGUUCCCAAUAGCUUUAUCAACUUUGGAUUGAAGAUGCAGUGCAGGUGCUCCGUUCCACAGCUUCUUCCAAUUGAUCUUAUGAGUGUAUCGAGGCUUCUGUCAAUUGUCAUUUGUUUUUGGGGUGUUGGCAUGUUACUUAUCCCACAUAAACUGUUGUUGUUGUUUUUUUUUUUCUUCCUUUUUCAGCCUAUCAAAUGCCAAAUUAUUUCAUAGAAUAUACGUGACUUAUCAUCUUA
Messenger RNA from Rosa chinensis, 1076 nucleotides. RefSeq lists its product as uncharacterized. Bases 39 to 512 code for a protein of 157 amino acids. The transcript has 2 exons. NCBI's taxonomy places the organism in Eukaryota, Viridiplantae, Streptophyta, Magnoliopsida, Rosales, Rosaceae. Gene Ontology annotation, biological process: mitochondrial respiratory chain complex III assembly. The record is from RefSeq and is a predicted model, not a curated record.